ACUAAUUUUUGCCCAAAAAUAAAAUUAGUUGCUGACUUGAGUACAACUUUUUUUUAGAUUAAUUAUUGAUUUUUGAAAAAAAAAACUAAUAAUAACUUAAUUUAGCCAAAUAUAAGGAUACCCAUUGCUAUGCUUGGGUAAACUCGGCUGCUAUGUCGUCCUCGUCGAAGCUCACUCGACUUCUUCCUCCAUUGUCUUUGCAAUUGCUGUAAGUUUAGAGAAAAAUGAGGAAAGGGUUACAUCCUCAGAUGCAAUGGAUAUCCUAUGUAACACAGAGUGGCAGAUUGAUGCACAUUAUGAUGACUAAAAUACACCAUGUUGGUAAAGUUUACCACUUGAAAGCGAAACGCCAAAUGGCUGAGAGCGUUGGGCAGAUUGCCAAGUUUAGGCAGCGUUAUGAGAAACAAGCUCCUGGUAAUUCUGAAAGUUGAUUUCAUCAGAGAUUUGUAGUGUUCUUAAAAGUGUUUCAGUUGGCCGUCCUUUGAAAUAAACAUGAACCUAUUGAGUGCAGUGAAGCACCACUUUUUUUUUAUGUAUUUAGAUGCUUUGUUUUGGAGAAAGGUCUUCAUUUUAUUCUCAUAUUACUACUGACUUCUACUCAGUUUUCGAAGGUUAUAUGAAGUUUUAGAAUUUUGAGUUA
This is a messenger RNA of Humulus lupulus (European hop), 640 nucleotides long. RefSeq lists its product as uncharacterized. The record is from RefSeq and is a predicted model, not a curated record. The transcript has 2 exons. Bases 225 to 431 code for a protein of 68 amino acids. Lineage: Eukaryota; Viridiplantae; Streptophyta; Magnoliopsida; Rosales; Cannabaceae.